Chlorocebus sabaeus (green monkey) is the source of this 1509-nucleotide messenger RNA. RefSeq names its product PDZ and LIM domain 4 (gene PDLIM4). The record is from RefSeq and is a predicted model, not a curated record. Gene Ontology annotation, cellular component: filamentous actin; Z disc; adherens junction. Gene Ontology annotation, molecular function: muscle alpha-actinin binding; actin binding. Gene Ontology annotation, biological process: heart development; actin cytoskeleton organization; muscle structure development. Lineage: Eukaryota; Metazoa; Chordata; Mammalia; Primates; Cercopithecidae.
CGGGGCGCGGCGUCCAGGCGGCGGCGGCGGCGGCGGCGGCGGCGGUUCCUCAGAGUCCGGUUCAAGCUCCGGCUGCGGCUCCGGCCCGCGAUGCCCCAUUCCGUGACCCUGCGCGGGCCUUCGCCCUGGGGCUUCCGCCUGGUGGGCGGCCGGGACUUCAGCGCGCCCCUCACCAUCUCGCGGGUCCAUGCUGGCAGCAAGGCUGCAUUGGCUGCCCUGUGUCCAGGAGACCUGAUCCAGGCCAUCAAUGGUGAGAGCACAGAGCUCAUGACACACCUGGAGGCACAGAACCGCAUCAAGGGCUGCCACGAUCACCUCACGCUGUCUGUGAGCAGGCCUGAGGGCAGGAGCUGGCCCAGUGCCCCUGAUGACAGCAAAGCUCAAGCACACAGGACCCACAUCGACCCUGAGAUCCAGGACGGCAGUCCAAUAACCAGCAGGCGGCCCUCAGGCACCGGGACUGGGCCAGAAGAUGGCAGACCAAGCCUGGGAUCUCCAUAUGGACAACCCCCUCGCUUUCCAGUCCCUCACAAUGGCAGCAGCGAGGCCACCCUGCCAGCCCAGAUGAGCACCCUGCAUGUGUCUCCACCCCCCAGCGCUGACCCAGCCAGAGGCCUCCCACGGAGCCGGGACUGCAGAGUGGACCUGGGCUCCGAGGUGUACAGGAUGCUGCGGGAGCCGGCCGAGUCCGUGGCUGCAGAGCCCAAGCAGUCAGGCUCCUUCCGCUACUUGCAGGGCAUGCUAGAGGCCGGCGAGGGUGGUAAGACGCCUGCCACCUGUCCCCACUUGCCUUCCCACUCCCUGCAGUGCCCAGGUUGCCCCCUAGCGACCCCACAUCCCUCCUCCCAGUCACCUGCCCUCCUCGGUCUCUGCGGCCCGGUCCCACACCCUUGCUACACCCUUGCUACGCCCUCGUUUUGUGAUUCCCACUCCACCCCGUGUCGCUGCCCCUCACCCCACGCCCGCCAAACCCAUUCCCCAGUCUCGGUGCCGAUGGCCCAUCCGGCGCCCAACCAAACACCCCGCAGAAAUGGAGUUCUGACCUCCUUACCCCGUUCAUGCCACCUACGCUCCGGGUUUCAGGGGAGCGGCCCGGGCCUGGCGGACCCCGGAACCUCAAGCCCACGGCCAGCAAGCUGGGCUCUCCGUUGAGCGGCCUGCAGGGGCUGCCCGAGUGCACGCGCUGCGGCCAUGGCAUCGUGGGCACCAUCGUCAAGGCGCGGGACAAGCUCUACCAUCCCGAGUGCUUCAUGUGCAGCGACUGCGGCCUGAACCUCAAGCAGCGUGGUUACUUCUUUCUGGAUGAGCGACUUUACUGUGAGAGCCACGCCAAGGCACGCGUGAAGCCGCCCGAGGGCUAUGACGUGGUGGCGGUGUACCCCAACGCCAAGGUGGAACUCGUCUGAGCUGGGCCCCUGCUCCCGCCCCUGCUUCUUAAGGUCCCUACUCGGCCGGUGUAAAUAUGUUUCGCCCUGUCCCUCUAAUAAAGUUCCUCUGCUCCACCUUGAA